AUGGUGACCCCCUCCCCCACCAGCCCCGCGAGCCCUACCGCCCGGCCUGGGAGGCGCGACAACGACCCGAACCUCCGCGCCCCGGUGAAGAAGAGCAGGCGCCCGCGCCUCCGAAGGAAGCAGCCGCUGCAGCCCCUGAGCCCGUGCCAGCUGCCCGGAGACUCCGGCGUUUGCGACCUGUUCGAGUCCCCCAGCUCCGGCUCGGACGGCGCAGACAGCCCCGCGGCGUCGGCAGCGCGGGGCUGCAGCCCCCUGCCCGGCCCUGCCCAGCCGUUGGCGCCGCUAGACCUGCAGACCUUCCGCGACUACGGUCAGAGCUGCUACGCCUUCCGCAAGGCUCAGGAGAGUCGCUUCCACCCGCGGGAGUCGCUGGCGCGGCAGCCACAAGUGACGGCCGAAUCCCGCUGCAAACUGCUCAGCUGGCUGAUCCCCGUGCACCGCCAGUUCGGCCUCUCCUUCGAGUCGCUGUGCCUCACGGUGAACACGCUGGACCGUUUCCUCACCACCACGCCCGUGGCCGCAGACUGCUUCCAGCUGCUCGGGGUCACCUCCUUGCUCAUCGCUUGCAAACAGGUGGAGGUGCACCCGCCGCGCGUGAAGCAGCUGCUGGCCCUGUGCUGCGGGGCCUUCUCCCGGCAGCAGCUGUGCAACCUGGAGUGCAUCGUGCUUCACAAGCUGCAUUUCAGCCUGGGCGCGCCCACCAUCAGCUUCUUCCUGGAGCACUUCACGCACGCGCGCGUGGACGCCGGGCAGGCGGAGGUCUCGCAAGCGCUGGAAGCCCAAGCCCUGGCGCGGGGCGUGGCCGAGCUGAGCCUGGCCGACUACGCCUUCACCAGCUACGCCCCCUCCCUGAUGGCCAUCUGUUGCCUGGCGCUGGCUGACCGCAUGCUUCGGCUCCCGCACCCCUUGGACCUGCGCCUGGGCGGGCACCCCGAGGCUGUGUUGCAGGACUGUAUGGGCAAGCUCCAACUGUUGGUGGCCAUAAACAGGACCUCUCUGACGCACAUGCUGCCCCUCGAGAUCUGUGAGAAGUGCAGCCUGUGCCCGAGCCGAGCCUGACAUAAAGCAGAGCUGCCCUCGCUGCCAGCCUGCCCGCCCAGCUGCGGGACCUCUCCCCCAUGGCCUCAUUAAGGUGCGGAGGCUCCACAGAGGGGGCCUCCUGCAGAUUGUAAAUAAUGGACGAUUAUAGAAUGUAGUAGGUUUAUUUAUUUUGCUGAGAACACAGGAGCCAGCUGAAUUCUUUGUCCAAUAAACAG
Messenger RNA from Lepus europaeus (European hare), 1256 nucleotides. RefSeq names its product cyclin O (gene CCNO). NCBI's taxonomy places the organism in Eukaryota, Metazoa, Chordata, Mammalia, Lagomorpha, Leporidae. Bases 1 to 1059 code for a protein of 352 amino acids. Gene Ontology annotation, cellular component: centrosome; nucleus; cyclin-dependent protein kinase holoenzyme complex. The record is from RefSeq and is a predicted model, not a curated record. Gene Ontology annotation, biological process: regulation of cyclin-dependent protein serine/threonine kinase activity; mitotic cell cycle phase transition. The transcript has 3 exons. Gene Ontology annotation, molecular function: cyclin-dependent protein serine/threonine kinase regulator activity.